AUGUCGCCGUCUGCAGCUGAGGAGAUUGACGCACUCAUCCAAGAUGUGGCUGCAGCUUCCAAGCUACCAGCCAAAUCUCGGGGGGCAAAUAUCAAGCCCACAGUAGCAAGCCUGGCGUCUCUGGCCUACGAGAACGGCUUGCUUCCGACUGCGCUUGACGAGCUUGUAGGCCUGCUGGUUACGCCCAGUCACCUCGACCAGGCCAGUCUAAAUGCUAUAGCCAGGAAUCUGUAUCCCGUCGCCAGAGUAUCACGCGAUGUUGUCGUCCGUAUUAUCGGCGCUCUCGGCCAUGGAACGCUCAAGCCUUCGCUCACCAUUCAGGUAGCUCUUUUGAAAUGGCUCAUCAUGGUCCACCACGUUUUAGAGACCCCGGCUGUGCUUGCCCAGGCUUAUGGGGUUCUCUUCAACUUGCUUGAUACGGCGGCGAUUAGACCGAAUGUUUGCCAUCUAUUAGCACUGAUUACGCGGAGAAAGCAUGUCAAACCGUUUAGAAUUCAAGCUCUAUUAACUCUGUCACGGCAAACGGCGAAUGAUCCGUAUCUGAUCGGCCUUCUGAGAGUCUUCAAAGAUUACUAUCCCGAGAUUAUAUUGGGUGAGUUAGUCCGUGGCAAGGCUUCGGCAUUCAAGCACCCGGAUGUUGCCUGGAAGGAAAGGCUUCAGGAAAUCCAGGAGGCGUAUGCUUCACAAGCGGAGAAGAACACACGCGGAGCCCUUGAUGGAUUCCAAGUCAAUCGUGCCACGGGGCGUGGCCAAAGGAAUAGAGUUGUGCCAUCUGUACACACGUCUCAUGUCACUGAGAACGCGAUCACUCUGGAAGAAAUCGAGAAUGUCACCGGCUUUGUUCAGAAAAUGGACAGGAUAGAGCUGCCAAAUCAGCUCGUGGCUGUUCUUGCAGACCCUUUGCUUCAGAAACUCUUACUCUUACGCCCCAGCGCGGAAGCUUAUCAGCGGAUAGCCAACUGGCUGAGCUCGGUUUUGCAGAAUGUCCUCGAGGGGGAUGCCGACGAGGCCACACUAUGGGAAGUCUUGGACGUCGUGCGAGAGUUUGUUGUGCAGAGUAAACCAUUGGAGGCAGCUGUCCUAGACAAUACGCCCGGCUCUCAAGUUGAAGUAUUAACACUGUACACUCACAUACUGCAUCAUUGGAUUGCCGUAUCACAAUCCAGCGAUGCAAUCCCGGCCCACGCAGAUACGAGCCUGAGGGCGCUGAUACGCCACACCGGACAGCUCAGCCUUACACUUCUACAGACGUCUCCAACGGAAUCGGUGGACAUGGCCAUCAUUGAAUUCUACGAGCAGGCAGUCCGCCUUGUCAACGACGAAAGAUUGAAGGACUACAUACGGAUUGAACUCCCACCCUCUGAGCUCAUCUACAUCUUCUUGUUCAGUGGUUCCGUGGCGACGGUAUCACGCCUGUGCGACAUCUUGGCGUGCUACAAGAAGGGCUUUGAGAUGGCCAUGUCGACCAAGGCGAGGAACGAUGGCUCCAGUAGGAUCGAUGCCCUCUCCUAUGACCGAGCCUACGUCAAUCUGUACAACGGCUAUCUCAUGGACAUUUGCAACUGUUUCUGGAGAAGCCGAGCGUUUAGCGAUGCGGAUACCAACUCGCACGGCUGCAUGAUGCCGCGGCCUGCUGUCUCCAAGCUCACUUCGUACGUGGUGUCGGUGGACAAGACCUUUUCACUUGCUUCACUGUUUUCCCUGUCGUACUCACCGGUGCUUUGCCUCCAGAGCAUCCAGUCUGUGCGAGACUUGGAGGACGCUGCUAUUGCGAGCGACAGCUCCAUUCGGACAAGGCAUGCCGGGCCCGUGACGCAGACCAGCCUCACGAAACUGGCUGCUGCGGGGGGCAUACAGCUCGCAUGGCAAGAGUAUCGCAUCGAGGUCUUGAGAUCACUUGCGGAAAAGAAUCUCGGCGGCAUUGCCGAGCUGCUGAAGAACACAAUGACAGUACUGAAGAAGUCAAUGGACGCAACGCCGCGAGCGCGGGCCAAGAUGCUUCAUGCUCUCUGA
Molecule: messenger RNA, 2013 nt
Organism: Trichoderma citrinoviride
Lineage: Eukaryota; Fungi; Ascomycota; Sordariomycetes; Hypocreales; Hypocreaceae
Product: Mis6-domain-containing protein
Exons: 6
Coding region: 1-2013 (670 amino acids)
Cellular component (GO): nuclear body; cytosol; kinetochore
Source: RefSeq, a predicted model, not a curated record